Colletotrichum spaethianum is the source of this 471-nucleotide messenger RNA. RefSeq lists its product as uncharacterized. The record is from RefSeq and is a predicted model, not a curated record. The coding region runs from base 1 to 471 and encodes 156 amino acids. The transcript is spliced from 2 exons. Lineage: Eukaryota; Fungi; Ascomycota; Sordariomycetes; Glomerellales; Glomerellaceae.
AUGUCGUCAUCAACGACAGCCACCAAAACCACUGCCACGCGGGGCGGCAGUGACGUCGGAACGAUCAAGCAGUCGACGAUUUACAAGAGUCUCGUGACACCCGUCAUCUUCGUCUCGUUCCUGCUGUCCCUGGUGUGGGUUGAUAUUAGGUACACCAUCAAGAGAUCAAGAAACCACAGCCAAGGAGGCUGGAUGCCCUCAUGGCUGCACAACGUUGUGUACCGAAGCUCUCCGUAUCAUUACGUGCAGGUCAGAGAGCCAAAGGGUCCGAGGCCCAAGGGCGAGCAGGAGGAGUGGUACUAUCACAGCAAGCAGAAGAAGCUGAUGCGUAUGGAGGUCGACGACGCGUUCCAGAUGAGGGGACACGUUCUCGUGGUGCUGGCGCUCGCGUCGCUGGCCAUCGUUUGGGGUAUUUGGCUGUUUUCCAGUUGGGCGUGGAGAAGCCUGGGUAACAGGGCCUUUGAUAUCUGA